Sinocyclocheilus rhinocerous is the source of this 2313-nucleotide messenger RNA. RefSeq names its product tyrosine-protein kinase FRK-like. The transcript has 6 exons. Gene Ontology annotation, biological process: protein phosphorylation. The coding region runs from base 310 to 1359 and encodes 349 amino acids. Gene Ontology annotation, molecular function: protein tyrosine kinase activity; protein binding; ATP binding. The record is from RefSeq and is a predicted model, not a curated record. NCBI's taxonomy places the organism in Eukaryota, Metazoa, Chordata, Actinopteri, Cypriniformes, Cyprinidae.
GCCUGAUCGAGGGCGUAUUGAAGAAACAACCUGUCUCAGAAUCCAGUAUCUGUUCAUGCAGGGCGGUUUCUGUUACGAGCUCGCCUGAAACAUUCAGCAUUCUCAUGGAUUUACUUCAAACUUAAGGACUGUGCUAUCUCGUGUCACCGGUCCAAGGGUUUUCACAAGCUCACAGAAUGGACGACACGCUUCGUCUCGGGUUCACGCAACAUUUACUGGAAUGAAACAAACCCUAUGGAUCACUGAAAUGCGAUAUACUGCUUCAGUUUAACUUGAUAUACACAUACGGGACUGGUGAACAACUUCACGAUGGAAGACUUCAGAGGGAGGUUUAUACUGUGCUGUCAAAGUACUUUCCCGUGUUUCAGAGACCCGGCGAACAGCACCUCAUCUAGCACCGAGAAACGACACGAAGUGCAAACUAAUGAAUUUACAAAGCCGCCAAACAGGGAGUUACCUCCGACACCUGUGGAGAAACCCGGCUACGUUCACAUUGCGCUGUACGACUACACGGCGCGCACGGAGCAUGAUUUAAGCUUUAACGCAGGGGAUAAACUGGAGCCACUCAGGAAAGAGGAAGACUGGUGGUACGCGAGAGGAAUCACCGGGAUUUCAGCGAACAAAGAGGGCUACAUUCCUGCUAAUUAUGUUGCACCCGUAGAAAGCCUCGAUGCUGAACCAUGGUAUUUUCCAGAAACAAAGCGCUCGGAGGCCGAGAAGAUGUUGAUGUCUCAAGAGAACAAGAAUGGAGCUUUUCUAAUCAGGAACUGUGAAAGCCAGGCAGGAGAGCUCUCACUCUCAGAAGACAGAGGUGCUUCUCUUCAAUUGUCUGAUCAGAUAGAAAUGGGAUCCCAAGUGGCAUCUGGCAUGGCAUUCCUUGAGCUACAGAACUACAUUCACAGAGAUCUUGCGGCACGAAAUGUUCUGGUGGGAGAUAACAAUGUGUGUAAGGUGGCCGACUUUGGCUUGGCACGUGUAUUUCAGAUGGAAAAUGAGAAUGUUUAUGAGGCCAAAGAAGGAACCAAGUUUCCAGUGAAAUGGACUGCUCCCGAGGCCAUCCACGAGAACAAAUUCACCAUCAAAUCUGACGUUUGGUCUUUUGGGAUCCUACUAUAUGAAAUUGUGACAUUUGGACAGAUUCCUUACCCAACCAUGACAAACUUUCAGGUGGUACAACAGUUGUCCAAAGGCUACAGGAUGCCGUACCCUCUUAACUGCCCAAAAUAUUUGUAUGACAUCAUGUCCGAAUGCUGGAAGGACUCCCCUGCAGACAGACCCACCUUUGAAGCUCUGCAGUGGAAACUCGAGGACUUCUUUGAUGUAGAUCUCAGCUCUUACGAUGACGCAAACCGCUACUAAAAGACACUGCUGCUUACAAAUUUGAUGUAACUGCAAAUGAGCCAAGUGCAGGGAUUUGAUGAGCAAACCUGAGAUGCUAUUUUAGUAUCAAAUGACCCAAAUGCCUUUAUGUAUUCUUAAUGAACACAUAUAAUAUGCUUAAUGCACUCAUCAAGAGUUUUCCUAUGUACAAACUGCAUUAGUUAAAGCUGAAGCAUGUAGUCAUGUGGAUGCUAAAAUGCUUUCCCCCAUCCCGGGUUAAUGUGCGGAGACAACUGGUAACCUGUUUCCCUGGAAAGUGCUUUCAACACUCCAUUCUGUCGUCCAGUGACAAACUGGAGAAUGGGUGGAAUUGGAAACCGGUUUGCACACAGUCAUAAUUUAUGCAGUUCUGUUAAUGCUAUUGACGCUGAUUUUGCACAAUUCACAACACAAUUCAGCUUUGAAUCAAAAAUAUAUUCUCAGCCUUCCUGAUUAUUUCCUUUUUGCAUUCUUCCAUUCAUUCUGUGGAGGCAUACCUCAAUCUAUAUUUGCUGCCGUGUGCAUACUGUAUGCCAUCGUAUUGGUGGUUUAUUGUCACUUGACUUGCACUCAUGCUGGCGCCAUGAAACCGAAACAAUUUAGGAAUAAAUAUAAAUGGCCUGGGCGACAAACAUGAAUGGAAACAGGUAGCAGUGUAGCCGGGUUAACCUGUUUUAUGUUGAAUGAGUCACUGCAUGUCAGACUAGCAGCAUUACUUGUUCUAAGAGAGGAAUGCUCAGAAUCCAUUACAUACAUUUGCUCAUAGCAUUAAGCAGAAAGCGCACAUUGAGACUAGAUUCUCAGCCGAGCCUUAGUGAAAACUGUAAUAAUUAGAAAUAUUGUACAGUCACAGUGAUUUUUAAAAACAUUUUGGGUUUAAACAGAGCUUCUUUGAAGAUAAUUUACAAACAGUGAUUCUUUUUUUCACUCUCUUGUAAGAAGAUAAAAAUAUAC